Molecule: messenger RNA, 6043 nt
Organism: Xenopus laevis (African clawed frog)
Lineage: Eukaryota; Metazoa; Chordata; Amphibia; Anura; Pipidae
Gene: dtx4.L
Product: deltex 4, E3 ubiquitin ligase L homeolog
Exons: 10
Coding region: 1-2631 (876 amino acids)
Biological process (GO): Notch signaling pathway; protein ubiquitination
Cellular component (GO): cytoplasm
Molecular function (GO): zinc ion binding; ubiquitin protein ligase activity
Source: RefSeq, a predicted model, not a curated record
AUGACGCUCACCGAGACAAGAGAGAACGCGUCUCAGGCAGACCGUGGUUUGACGGCCGGAAGAACUCGUUGUUGUAAAGUCCCAUUUGGCAAAGAGGGCGAGAAAUAUUCUUCUGUGGAUCUCUCAGUAACUACCACACUAAAGAUGUUGGACCGGGGAACAGUGGUGGUUUGGGAAUGGCAGGACGAGACAUUUUGGAAACCUUACAGUCCACAGGUUACAUCCUACGUGGAGCAGGUGAUACAGGAGACGCCGCGUGCAACCUCUGUUAGUCUGGGAGAAGCAGAUCCACGUUUGACCUCCUACAUCCUGGACCUCAUUUCGAUGAACCAGUUUAAAUUGGAUACUGGGAUUUUGUUUCCGGUUAGAAGAGUGAUUUUCCCUAUAUCCAGUGCACCAGGACAAGGUGUCACAUGGGAAAGAGAAGUUAAUCCAACACAAUGGGUCCCAUUAGAAACAAGAUUAUCAGCUCUGAUCCAUCAGGCACUUGAAAGAAAGCAGCUAGGAGUUCAUCUUGGAGAAUCCUGCACUGGCUCCCAUAUUUGCUUCCAAACAAUGACCCACUUGGACUUUGCAUCACAAAAGAGGGUAAGGGUUCGAGUCCGGACCCAUGCCUCUUAUCCUUCAUCAGAGAAAAAAUAUGGAAUAGCAAAAUCCAAUUUUGCAACUGGAUUUUCGAAUAGGAUCAGAAACUGUGAAAAAGAAACAUUUUUUAACUUAACACAAGGGAAUCCCAGCAUUGGACCUAGUUUUGGACAUGGGAAAGCCAGCUCAAGUGAACCAUACAGGUCAAAUCAAGAAAGGGUGAACUCAAGCCUUCUAAACACUAACCAGGUUCUAGUGAAUGAAACCAGUGGGGAAAAUAACCUGAGUAUUUAUGGAAUUGCAAAUCUCAAAACUGAAGUAAUGAACCAUAGCCAUUUACCUUUAAACUUUAGUAAUGGACAGGCGAAUGUCUGUUCUGGUCCAGUGCCUUGUAACGAUGUCAUAAAUGGUAAUGGUAUAUUUGUGACUUCCAACACUAACCAUAUGCACGCUACAGCAAGACUCUUUAACUCUGAUCAUGAACAAUCUAAUAAUCAGUCCAGAGCAUUCAGUCCCAGACCCAUACGUCCUAACUUGAACCCAAUACUAGUGAAUUCUGAAGGAAAAAGUAUGAUUUCUAGUAGAGAAAUGGUCAGAGUUUCAGUGGGUGGACCUAACAAAGUGUCUGAACCAUUUGUUUCUGACUCUAGAAAUGUCUUAAAGCCCAGAAUGCUCAGGUCAGACUAUAAAAUGGCAGACUGUAGAGUAGAUAAAGUAAAUUCUGAAUCUAAUUAUAAUCCUUUUUUAGUAGGAUUGAACACUGAACCUGGCUUAUCCAGGUCUGACUUUAGACCAGUUGAUCAGAAGCCUGAAUUGGUUAGGUUAGGUUCUACACCAAAUGACUCUUGUAUUGAACUAAUUAGGCCUCACUCUGGAACUGAGGUUUCUAACCCUGUAUUGAAUAGGUCUAAUUAUAGACAUAGUCACAAUCAACUUAGAUAUGGUAAAUCUGAUUCCAGAUUUGAUGAUGCUAAGUACAUAUUGGAUACAUCUUUCUAUAAAUCAGAUGAUCAGAAACGCAUAGUAGAAAACAACCAUGGAAUUCCGUUGGUUAUUCAAAGUUCACCUUGCACUUGUCCUCAGUGCAUUUUAGUACACAGUAUAAAAUCAUCUAGCUGGCCAGUACAACAAUUAAACACGAAGACUAUAGGAGUCCAGAAGAGUAAUUCCCAACGUACAGAUGUAGCCAAAGGAAAAGAAAGAAUCCUCCCAGUACCUCUUUGCAACAUGAAAGGUUCGGGAAUUAUCAAGCCUGCACUUGCAGGUAUUGGUGGCCUUUUAAUGAGUUCAGCAGGGUUUCCUGUUUGCCUUUCUAUUUCAAGUUCUCCUGUGUUAUCCCCCCCACGUAUACGAAAUAAAGACAUCAAACCUGUACCAGGUGUAUUGGGGACUUGUCGGAAAGUAUAUAACAAGAAAGGCAAGAAGCCAGAAGAAAUAAUCAAGCAGUUUUUGCAGAAAGUGAAGAUUCCUUUAAUGGAGGAUUGUGUUUUGUGUCUGAAACCUCUAGCAGAUGGGAAGGUGGGCAAGUUAUAUCGUUGCUCUCAUAGCCAUCAUGUGCGCUGUCUGGCCCAAUUGUACAAGGAUGGAAUGCUAAGAUGUCCAUCUUGCCAAACUCUCUAUGGUUCAAAAAUUGGUUCUCAACCCCCUGGAAAAAUGUGUUACCAUCUGAUUCCGUACUCUCUUCCGGGUCACGCAGACUGCCAAACCAUCCGCAUUAUUUACCACAUCUCUCCUGGCAUUCAGGGUCCAGGGCAACCAAAUCCCGGAAUGAAGUUCAUAGCUCCUGAUUUUCCUCUGCACUGUUACUUCCCUAACACAGAUAAAGGGAGGAAGGUCCUGCGUCUCCUCAUUCAAGCCUGGGAACGACGCAUCCUUUUCCCAGUUAUUCCAUCAAAAGAGCCUGGAGUACCAGAUUCUGUUUCCACCUCUAGAUUUCCCCUCAAGACAGAAUUUGGCUCAAACUUUACAGGAAAGGGCUUUCCAGACUCUCAAUAUCUGGAUAGAGUUUUAAGACAGCUGCAAGACUGGGGUGUGACAGGAGAUUGACCUGAGUCACUAGGUGUAACAGAGCAUCAAAUAUGCUCACCAUGGUUACAUUAACCGAUCAAGCAAAAUGUUUUCUGCUUUAAUGCGGAAUAAAGUAAUAUUUAUAUGUAUUGUCAUAUAGGUUUUGAAGUGUGUUCUUUUAUUGCCCAAUAAAAAACACAGCAAGUUAACGAAAAACCUUAUAGGUGUUUCCAGUACAUCUACACAUUUGUUUGUACAGGAGUGUAGGUGCAAAUUUGAACAAUGGCAAAUGUGAUUUUUCGAAUCUUAUUAGUCAUUUUGGUUUUUAGUAGACCUAUGCUGGCCAAAAAAAGAAAUCUGGAUAUUAAUCUAAAUAGCUGUUUAGAACCUGGAAACAAUUUGUCCACUAUUUUGUAGCCAAGAUUGAAAAUGUAGGGGAUUAUUUAUCAAAGAUCGAGUUUGUGAGUUUUUUUUCUACCUUGAAUAAACUCACAACUUUAAUGUUUGCUUAUUUAUGAAAAACCCCAAAUGUCAAAAGAACUGGACUGAACGCAAUCAGGGAAAAAACUCAAAUACCUUGAAUUUAUAGGCUUAAAAACUUUGAAUACCUUGAAAUUUUCAAGCACAAACCACAGUAAAAAGCCUGAAAAUCAUGAAGGCAAAAAAACAUCUUGAAAAGGGACCACUGCCUUGACAGGUUUUAGCUGGAGUAUUUUUGGAUUCUGGCUUUUAGCAGCUUCAGGCAUAAUAAAUCUCAAAAAAUGUGAGUUUAUUUUUUUAAUGAAACAACCCUCCAAAAACUUGAAUGUUUUGAGAAAACACAACUUGACCUUUGAUAAAUAACCCCCUUAAUUCCCAAAUCUAGUCUUUCAUGAGACUUUUGUGAUUGUGAUCAUCAAAUCACAAACUGAUCAGCCCAUUACUCACACAUGUUAAUUUAGAUUAAAACAAAUUCUUAUUUUAAUAUUACAAUACAUUUAGUAGAAAUGUAUUUUAGAGCGUUACUUUUAAAUGUAAAGAUAAUUUUGUGCACAGGUUCAAAAAGCAAUACUUUUAUGGGGAAACAAAACCUUUGUGCUGACUUUGCACUGUACAUGAUCUAUUACAUGAUCUAUUAUUCUAGCUUUUCCCCAACUCACCACCUCCAUUACUUUAUUGGCUGUUGGGUUUACCUCUUGUAUAUAUGCAGUUUGAUGGCUGCCUUAUUUGAGUGCUUUACAUAAGUGCUCGCCUAGUACUAGAUCAAUGCAGUCCAAGCUGGCAAUGUGUGUGUUGUAUUUAUAUGGCCAAACUCAGCAGCAACCUGCCUUUCAAAGUGGCAAACCAAGCAACAAGUGAGGGGGAGAAGGUGUUUACAUCACCAUUCUCUGUUUGCCACUUUUAAAAAGCAUAGUCAACCUGUAUGUGUCUAAGUGGCAAUUUUUACUCUUGUUUUCAAGUAACAUUUUACUUGAAAACAAAAUGUAAAUUAAUGUAUGCUUGAAAGUGUUCUCGGAACACUUAAAUGAUAUGCUGGUAUCAUACCUUUGUGUCUCCAAAAUGCAUAGGUGGAACGUAUAGGUGGAUGUGAUAUUCUGUUUAUGUUUGCAAAGCUCAUUAGCCUUUGUUUCAUCUGCAAAUAAUUCUCUCUGUUCUAUGAGAAGUGUGAAAUGGAAAUGUAUUUGGUUUAUUUGUUUAAAACCAAACAUAUAAUAUUGUUGAAAAAGCCAUUGAGUGGCUUUGAUUCAUUAAAAACAUUAUUUUGAUAUAAAUCUCAAAACAUUUCUGCAGGCAUUGUGGAAAUAUUACAUUGUGUUAUGUACACAACAAUUGUACAAUUGCAGGCAGUGUGAUACAUAUCAAGGAGCCAAGGAAAGACUUGGUGAUAUGUUUAUCAACUUUAAUAUAAUUAAUGUAAUUGUUUAUCAACAUGUAAUUAAUGCAUUAAAGUUAAUGCUAUUUUCAUGUUUUUUGUUUACAUGGCUACAUUAUAUUAUAUGCUUGAUAAUUUUGUCAACAUAUAAGGGGGAGUGUAAUUAAAAUCGCAGGCAAUCUUUAAAAUCGAAUUUUUGCAAAUGUUUAGCACUGCUCACAAUUUACAAUCAUUCUGUGGCAAAUAUUACAUCACUCAUUAUCGCUAAGGAAAGUUUAGCAUUAAGACCUAUUUUGGAGUUUUGUUAAAUCUAACGCUUUGAGAUUGCGACAUUUUAUUACAUACAUCACGCAUGUUUGCAAAAGCCAUUUGUUCUCAAAAUCUUGGUUGCUAACUUUCACAAUGGUUUUUGCAAAUGUUUUUGCCAACGUUUUUUUGCAAACAGUUUUUGCGUUAACAAAAUAUAUUGUAUUCCCCCAUGAACUGUUUUUCUGUAUCACCGAAUCAUGUAUUUUAUUUUUCCUGUGUAAUAUUUUCUUAUUCACCCUGUAUAAUAUUUGUGUUAUCUAUAAAGCAGUGUACACCUGUUGGAUUACUAUCUCGACUAACUAUACCUGAAAAUGUAUUGUGAAUAAAAACUGUAUUGUAUAUGUUGCUGGCAGUUAAAGGGAUAAAAACAGGGUUUUUUUCUGUAAAAGAUAAAGGGAACAUGUUACAAGUGAAUAUUUUAACAACAUUGCAUUUAUGUAAUGGGCAUCAGGAGAUAUGCUCUUAUUAUUGUUGACUUUUGCUUUUUUUAUAUGUGUUUAUUUAGCUAACCUAAUAAAUGCAGAGACAGAUACAGAUAUUGGCACAAAUGGACUUAAUGAUCCUUUGUUCACAAGGCCAUGUAUUAUAUACAGUAAAGAGCCCAUACAAUACAACACAAUGGGAUUUCCCAACUUUCCUAAUCAAUAUUGUCCUGUCCUGAUACAUGGGUCAAUUUGUUUGCAAGAGUAGAAAAGCAGCCAGAAUCUGUCCAUGUAUGGUUCUACCUGCAAAAAAAAGGGAGGGGAUUGUGAAUUGGAUAAAUAAAAUAAGAUUGACAAUGGCGAUGUAGAGAGAGAAUGUACUGCUAAGAAAGGGUUGGUUGUGAGUUAAAGGGGAGAGUAAGAAAAAGUGAAUGGAGAAUAGAAUAAAGCAAGAAGGGAAGAGGAAGUAAAAUAAAUGAAGUGAUUUUUGGAAGCGCAAUAAUUGAAAUAUUUCAGGAUAUGAGAAAAGGAAUAAAAGUAAAAUGCUUUGUGAUUACAUACAAAAGGAUAAAAAAAACAGUUUAUUAUCCUGUAUAUAAUGUAUAUUUAUUGACCACUGUUACAUUUAUUAUGCUGUUUCUCUUGAAAAAAAGAGAAUGUAAUGUAGUACAAUAAUUCCUUUGUUUCAAAGGCAUUUACAGUAUGGCAUUUUUGGUUAGGGGUGGGGACUAUAUGUGACUGACCAUAUUGGAAAACAGAUUUGAAAGCUUAGAAAUGUUACUUGUUAUUAUUUUGUAAGGAUUGUUGGCAUUUAAAUAUUUUUGUACGGUAUAGGUAAGGUCAAAAUAAAAUUAAGUGUAAACCUGGA